AUGACUCUCUCCAAGACGAUUGCCGCGGUCCUGGUCGGCGCGGGCGUGGUCUCUGCCCGAUCCGGUGCCGGCACAUCGCUGGACCCCGUUCAGCCGGUGCUCCGACCCGACGGCGCCCUAGCCAAAGAUCCGCUUGCUCACCUGGGAGGCAACGGGCCUUGGACUGCCGCCGAUGAUCUCAACGGGAUCUCCUCUGAUGUGCCUGAGAACUGCCGUGUCGACCAGGCUGCCUACGUCCUCCGGCACGGGUCCCGCUACCCAGACACGGGCGCCCACAACGGCUGGGUGGAGAUGGCUCGGCAAUUUAAGGAGAGCAACUACUCGGCGUCGGGGCCGUUGUCCUUUUUCCACACCUGGAACACGCCCCUCACACACCCUGACAUACAGAUUGCCCAGCUCAUCGACCUUCGUUCCUCCUUCCUGCGAAAAAGGAGAGCUGAUUGGGGUUAUUCUGCGUGCGUUAGCUAUCCGGACUUGUACCAGGAAGGCGAUGACUUCUACGUCUGGGCCAACAACUACACCCGGGUCCUCCAGACCGCCCAGACAUUUGUCCGCGGGUACCUGGGACCCAAUUCGACGCUGCUCGGCAAAGUCGUCUCCGUCACGGGCCGCGGUAUGCCCGCCCACCUCGGCGACACCCUCGCGCCGUCCGACAUGUGUCCCACUUUCAAGGACGACAGCUCUGUUCAGACAGCAGCCUGGCGCUCCAUCUGGCUGCCACCCUUCAUCGAGCGCCUCUCUCAAUACAUCGACGGCGACCUGCAGCUCGACGACUCCAAGUGGAACGACUUCCCCUACAUCUGCGGUUUCGAAUCCCAGAUCACGGGCCGCCUGUCCCCCUUCUGCGACACCUUCACACAGGGAGAGCUCGAGCAGUAUGAGUACCACCAAGACCUCCGGUAUUACUACGGCGUGGGUCCCGGCGCGGACGUGUCCCGGCAGAUGAUGGUACCAUUCUUGAACGCGCUAAUCCAGCGCUUUGUCCACGGGCCCGAGGCGGAGGGCAUCGCCGCCGGCGGGGGCUCGUUCAAGCUACCCAAGCUGCUGAUGAACUUCCUCAACGACGGCCAGCUCAACCAACUCGCCGCCGCCAUCGGCGUCUUUGACGAGCAAACCCCCCUCCCGACCGACCGCAUCGCCACGGACCGUCUCUGGCGCAGCUCGCGCAUCUCGCCCAUGCGCGGCACCAUCGCCUUUGAGCGCCUCAACUGCAGGGUCAGUGCUGGCGGCAACAACACCACCACACACCCCACCACCACCACAUCAAGAGCCUGCAAGCCCCGGCCAACCACCGGCGCGAAACCCACGCGGCGCCACCAAGGCCCGAGCCGGAACGAGACCUUCAUCCGGAUCCGCAUCAACGAGGCCGUCUACGCCGUGCCAUCGUGCCAGGACGGGCCGGGCCGGUCGUGCAGCGUGGCCAAGUAUGCCGCCUACCCGCUAUAA
Molecule: messenger RNA, 1446 nt
Organism: Chaetomium globosum CBS 148.51
Lineage: Eukaryota; Fungi; Ascomycota; Sordariomycetes; Sordariales; Chaetomiaceae
Exons: 4
Coding region: 1-1446 (481 amino acids)
Cellular component (GO): fungal-type cell wall
Molecular function (GO): acid phosphatase activity
Source: RefSeq, a predicted model, not a curated record